Molecule: messenger RNA, 273 nt
Organism: Nipponia nippon (crested ibis)
Lineage: Eukaryota; Metazoa; Chordata; Aves; Pelecaniformes; Threskiornithidae
Source: RefSeq, a predicted model, not a curated record
AUGGGAACAGCCCCCCCCAGGACUACAAAACCCAUCGGCCCCUGCGGCGCGCCGCGGCGCUCGGGCGUGCCCCUGCCGCCCAGCGUCGGCCCCGGCCCGGUUUCUUCUUGGAACCACCAGCAGAUCCGCACGAAGGCGCGUGGGAACGAGUAUCAGCCCAACAACCGCAAGCGCAAACGGACGCACGGCUGGAUCAAGCGGAUCAGCACGCCGGCCGGCAUCGAAGUGAUCCUGCGGCGCAUGCUGAAGGGCAGGAAGUCCCUGAGCCACUGA